Messenger RNA from Triplophysa dalaica, 7730 nucleotides. RefSeq names its product sorbin and SH3 domain containing 2b (gene sorbs2b). Gene Ontology annotation, molecular function: protein binding. The record is from RefSeq and is a predicted model, not a curated record. Gene Ontology annotation, cellular component: plasma membrane. The coding region runs from base 466 to 5922 and encodes 1818 amino acids. NCBI's taxonomy places the organism in Eukaryota, Metazoa, Chordata, Actinopteri, Cypriniformes, Nemacheilidae. The transcript has 30 exons.
GCAUGCUCUCUGUUGGCUGUUGCUAUGACUACCAGGAUCUUCUCCAAACCAAUGAGAGUCCUUUACUUCUGUCGACCCAAAACAAGUGUAUCAAGAGGGGGGUCGGCAUGCCUCAUUAUUGAUCCGUGUUUUCAUCUCUUAAAUCGAGAAAGCGGGUCUGUUCAAUCUGAUUCUGAAUAUUGAGACUGGCGGCCAUAGCAACGCUGUUGUUGUUGCGCAGCUGAGCGAGAGAAGUGGCGCGAGGAGGGAUUCAUGUUUUUGAUGUAUACACACGUGUGCUAUUUCGCUUCGCGGGACAAUAAUGUAUUGGGACAUUUAAGAGUCUUCGGGGUAGCAGAACAUAUAUGAGAAACCGGCUGCAGUCUGGGACUUUUACCCUGAAUCGCAGCGGAUCCUCUGGGCUGACCACAGAAGUGUGGACGUUUGCUGACUGCAGCUCGGACCCAGCGCCUGCCUUCAGUCCUAAUGCCUGGACUGUAUGACAUCAAGACACCACAAGAUACAGAGAUCUUCAACAUGAACAGAGACAGUGGAGGAUAUAUCCGCAAAAGCGCCUCGCUUUCACUCACUCUUACCCCCAUGAAGAGAAUCCAGAGCUCACCAAACCUGUACACACUCGCAGACUCUGAAUCACAGGAAAAAGAUUCAGAUUUGUGGAAGUCCAGCAGCACCGGUGAUGGUCUGAGAAACGGUGACCUGUGCUCUUCCUCUCUUGCAGCUAAAGGCUACAGGAGUGUCCGGCUCAACUUUCAGGAUAAAAAGUCUCCCACGCCGGCACAAGAGCAUAAUGACCAUUCUCUCGGACUGAUGUCCACAGAGGACCAAACCUUGCGCUCUUCACAAGCACAGCAGAUCUACCUGCACUUUCCGUCUAGGCACCCGGGGGUACACGUAGCUUCCCUCACCACACGUAUUAACCCCAGGCCUCAGGUAUCAGGACGGCACGCACAGGCACUGUCUUUAAGACCCCCCACCCCUCCUAAAAGGAUGGAGCUCCUGGUUAGCAGAUCCCGUCCCUGUCCUUCACUGCCAUCUACAGUUCCAUCAGUGCCUGAGGUGCCUGUCUUUCUCAAACAAAACUGUUCCGGAACAUCUCAGUCACUUACCUAUCGGCCUCAAGUCUCCCCUGAUUUCAUCAGCUGCAAAGUUCCUGACCUUCAACUCAAGACCCCCCCUUCAGGCCCUCCCUCACCGGGCUCAGAGCUUCUGCUGGGGCAGAGUCGCUGCUCUUCCCGCACUCAGAGUGAAACAUCCACCGCAGUACUGGAGGAGUUGAGGGCAUGUGGAUUUGGCACAGAGGGAGGUUCUCGUACCCCCUCUCCAACUUUCAGCCCGAUGAGUGCUGCCACAGAAAGCAUGAGGAUUUACUCUCCUGCAACUGGCAACUUUAAUAGCCAGAUGACUGUGAACGGUGGUCUGAGUGUACCAGCAAGUCCUCUUAGUCACCUCCAAAGACCAUUUUCCCCCUCGACAUACCCCCCUCCUCCCUCACUGAGCCCCAGCAUUACAGCAAUGCAGCAAACCCGAAGCACUGCCUCUGAAUCCAGCACUCCGAUUUACACCAACGUGGAACCCACUUUCCCUUCUCGAGCUCCACAGACUGACAGAAAAGCAACAACGGGGAAAGCUCCUAUCUUUUCUGGAAUCGGUCCUGUGGAUGAAUCCGGGAUCCCAUUCGCAAUACGAACGACUGUUGACAGGCCAAAAGACUGGUACAAGACCAUGUUUAAACAGAUUCAUGUGGUGCCUAAACCAGAGAGUUUUGCUGAGUUGUGUGGGUCCCGUACUGCCAGUGAUCCCGUUACAAAUACUGGUACAACUACUGCUAAAAAAUGUUUCGAUAAACAUGGCCCACCUAAUCCAGUUCAGGCUCAUCCUGCACCUAAAUCCAGCACCUACCGGCCCAUCACCCAGAGCGUCUCUGAUAACGGCAUAUACGCUUUCAGAACGCCCGUGGGCUCUCCUCUGCCAACUUUAACAUCAACACAGCACAGAGCCAAAGACAGGGACAUACAAAGGGGCAGAAGCACACCUGACAUCAAUGACUGGGAGCCUCCGGAUAGAAAGGUGGACACGCGGAAAUACAGAGCGGAGCCAAGGAGUAUUUUUGACUAUGAGCCUGGGAAGUCUUCUGUUUUAGAGCAGGAAAGAGUGACGAGUAACUUAAAGCCAGAGGACUUAGACUUAGAGAAUGAGCCGUGGUAUAAGUUCUUUGCUGAGCUGGAGUUUGGGCGGCCGCCUCCGAAAAAACGUCUCGAUUACAACCCAGAGAGCUCUCCUCAGACCCCACCAGAGACCUCUAUUUAUCAGCCUUCCAAAGAAAGGAGCCUUGAAAGGCCAAUAAGCUCUGCAAGUGAUAACAAGAGAAGACGGCAAUCUGAACCUGUAUCCUCUCAGCCCAGGACCCAGAGUAAUGUGGGCUCCACACAGGGUUCUGUCAGACCCCCAGAGCCGUCCAGGAGCAGCAGCGCCCAGAGGACCCCCCUCACCAGCCCCAGCUCCCCUGCCUCCACCAGAACUAAAGGUGGGGAUGUAACCAAUAUGCACUCAGCACAUAUAAACUGUCAAAGUCCAAACUAUGCUACCUCAGAAUCCACAUAUCAAAGCAAACAGCAAAACGAAAAUUUCACAGCUAUACCCAUCUCAGAGGACUUCUCAAGCCUUCCGGAUGGUUGGCAAACAGUCCACGAAAACUGGAUAAGCACUGAGGAGGCAUCUCCCAAACUUAAGUCCUGGAGCUGUGAUGAUCUCCUGUCUGAAGGUCAAGGGAGAGAAAAAGUACAGACACGUUCAGAGAGCACAGGGUCACUUUUGCAUAACGGGGAACUGGAGGAAUGUGGUGACAUCAGGGAGCCUGAAGAACGUAGAGAGAGGAUCAGGCACCGCUCGGCCCAUGAUGCACCAGGCUUCCUCAAACUCUACAAGAAGAUGCAUCACAUCAACCGGCAAGAGCUGAUCAACUCCACCGUGAUCUGUUCAGUCAAAUCCAGGAUCCAUAAGUAUGAAAGCGAACAACGUAGGGAUAGAGCGUUUGACUCCAAUGACUGCAACGAGGAGGUGCCUAGAGACAUGGUGCAUAACCGGAUUUCUCAAUUUGAGAGUCUGAUCCAGAAAUCCAAAUCCAUGCCAAAUCUUGGCGGCGAAUGCCUGACCACAUGUUCUUUCAAAAGAACCUACAGUCCCAAGCGUAGCAUCUCAAUUGAGUCAUUACUGGAUGAAGAGCCACCCGCCAGGAACCCCCCCGAAGGGCGACCUCAAUACCUCAAGAUGAACAAUCACGUGCCAAUCCACAUCGAAGUGACCAGUGACCACUUAAACAAAUCUGCCGUGCAUCAUGACUGUUCGGAUAGCGAACAGGAUGCCGUCGAGUCCGACCUCAACGACUUCAUCCACAUAGAAGGCUCGUCUUAUUGCAGUGAAAGGGACUUUGAUCUCGGUUCAUUCCACUCCUCCGAGAGCAUCUGUGGAUCAGGGCACCAUCAUCAUUAUCAACGGCAGCUCGUAAGCUCCUGCAAGGGUCGCUGCCCGGCAUCUUACACACGCUUCACCACCAUGAUUAAGCACGAGAGGGCCAAGCAAAAUCGAACGCAACAAUUACGACUGGAAGAAUCCGAGUUCGGACUCAGCAAACUUGCCUUCCUGGUGAGCCCAGUGCCUUUCCGCAGGAAGAGCCUGUCACCUUUUUCCCAAUUCCCCAACUAUAGGAGCUGCAUGCACGAGGCUUUAGAUUCUGCCUUGAAAGACAUCUACGACCACAUACGCGCUGAGAAGCGCAGGGGCAGCCUGGCGGAUAACAGCAUCCUCCAUAGGUUGCUGGCGGAGUUGCUUCCCGACAUUCCUGAACGGAAUUCCUCCCUCUACGUUCUGGGUAGAAUCAGCCCUACGGAUGGCUCAAACCACCCACAGCCGGACGCCAUGCCCGAUCAGUGCAUCCACACAGCCGAGUGUUCGCGGCUGUCCCAUAGUGCCUCUCACAACCCUACAGACCGCAACAACAACCAGAGGAACCACAACUCUGAAUACUGCUAUGAAGACCAGGACACAUAUAGAGGAUUUUGCUAUCCUGAUGUGGGCAGCCACAUACCACAAAGCAGGAGACAGACCCCUGACAUCAGAGAGAAACUGCCAGCAAGAGCAACAUAUGACUUCAAAGCACAGACAGCCAAAGAGCUGACGUUUAUGAAAGGCGAGACUGUGUACAUCACCCGGCAAGUAGAUAAUAACUGGUAUGAAGGAGAGUACCGUGGACAUGUGGGAAUCUUUCCCAUCUCAUAUGUGGAGAAAAUCUCUCCUUCAGAGAGACAUCACCCAGCGAGACCCCCUCCUCCAGCCCAGAGCAACGAAAUCGGAGAAGCAGUCGCUCGCUACAACUUCAAUGCUGACACUAAUGUGGAGCUUUCAUUAAGAAAAGGUGAGCGUGUCAUUCUCUUGCGUCAAGUGGAUCAGAACUGGUAUGAGGGCAAGAUCCUGGGUACAAACAAACAAGGGAUUUUUCCGAUGUCUUAUGUGGAUGUUACUAAGAAGUCUUCAGUACAAAGUACCGGUCAACCUCCUGGGCCCAGUAUACCCGCCAGCAACCCCAAUGACAGACUGCACAGUAGGCUAUCAUCUGCACGUACCCUCUACAGCCCUCCAUCCCCAACUCUCCGUCCGCUUUCAUCAUCCUCACCCAGCCCACAGAAAGCAGCGCACCUUCAGGCCAUCACCAGCGAGUGGCUGGCCCUCACUCUGGGUCUGUCUCCUUCAGGAACUCCUGCCCCAACACCUCCUCCCUUCCCUUCCAACUUCCAGCUAGAUUUUGAAGUGCUGGAUUCUGCCAUUUCCCUCUCACCUGCAUUGUCCAUGCUGGGCCGCUCUCCAGCCCUCACCCCCCACAUCUCCACUCCAUCGCUCAAAGAGGGCCACUUCAUUCCCAUCUCCUCCCCAAAGUCCUACAUGUCUCCUGAUCCCAGCCCAUCACCUCAACCUUACCUCACUUCUGCCUCAAUCACGCCUUCCCCCACCUCAUCCACAUUCGACUACAGCCCCAGGUCUAGCAGUGUCAUAGAGAUUCUGCCCAUCCAAAAAUCUGAUUUAACGCUGAAAGAACUGCAGCUCUCGGAAAGCAAAGAGCACCACGAAUCAGGCAAGACAGAUUCUCCUAAACUGUGCAGUCCUGUUGACCUAGCUGUUUUUGAGAAACACGUGUCUCACAAAGACACCCUGUUUCUAAAAGACACUGAGGAUGACCUGUGCGAGGAGUUAGUGUCCAUCAUUAAAGCCAGCCAGUCAAAGGGGGCGCUUGUAGAAGAGGAGGGAUUUUAUCACCAGGAACCAGAAAUUACAGAAAAGUUACCUAAAUUGUUUAUAGAGGAGGACACAAAUGAUGACAACAGCCAGUCCCUGACAUCAAAUACAUUUAGUCCAGUAUUAUCUGACCACAAUGAGUGGUCAGAUUUUGAGAUGUCGUUGCCGUUUAUACACCCCACAUCAGCUAAAUACUCUCCCCCCUCCCCACGUUCCACCCCACUAUUGCCUGGGGUGUCACAGUCUCCCCCUCUCUCUGCAAAACUGUCCUCUCGACAGGAUUUUCGUUCCCAAAAGGUCAAGCCUGUGUUAAGGCGUGAUGUUGCGGUUGUCGGUAAGCCCCCUCGUAGCCCUGUGAUGUCUAGGAGGUCCUGCGGAUCGCCUGUUAGAGGUCUAAACUUUUCAUCAUCUCAUAGGUCUCAAAGACAAGCAUAUGUUCAUGAUCCUCUUCAAGGUGUAGGAGAACCAUUUCAAGCACUGUAUACCUAUACACCACGAAAUGAGGAUGAGCUGGAACUCAAGGAGGGAGAUAUUGUUGACGUCAUGGAGAAGUGUGAUGACGGAUGGUUUGUGGGGACAUCCAGAAGAACCAAGUUUUUUGGAACCUUUCCUGGAAACUAUGUGAACCGCCUCUGAAUUGACCCAUCUAUCACACAUCUCUGAUGGACAGACAUCUACAGAAGAGUGAUGGAGAAUGACACCUGUGGCUAACUGCUGGAUUUAGGACGACUUAUUCCGGUCAUCAACCUGAUGGGCUAACGGAAGAAGCAGAAGCCAGUGACAUUUAAAGGGGUUAUGGCACCAUGUUACUUGUUUCCAGUGUGCAAAUGAUUCAAAUCUGGAAGCAUUGUGUUAAAAAGGAAUUUCAUUAAUGGCUUUAAAAUGUUUGGUUGCCUACAUGUUUAACAUUAGCUGAAAAAAACAGUAUGUUAACCUUUUCGAAAAGCUGAUGAAUUUUAACAUGAUCAAUCAAGUGCCCUAUUUAUCAUUUAUUUAUUAAGGCGUUUUUGUUUCAUUGGAAGAGUAAGAUACAGUAGGUGAGGAAUGUUCUUCUUCUGCCCCGAUGUAUGAUCUCAUCUAGAUUGAACAGUAUUGCAAUGUCAUGUUUGUGCCAGACACACUGAAUGUUACAGGUAUGUUCCCGCUAACAUGUAUCUUUCAGUACGUGAUCUCAUGGGUGGAGAAUGGCCUCCCAUUUUCUAGGGCUCUACUUUCUUCCUCCAGACAUUCCUUUGAGCAUUUGAAGGAUUUUACAGAUCAGAAAAAUAUUUUUGUAUUUUCAAUCAAAAUCGGUUUUAGAAUGCAGUUUCCCUAGCAAAAGGCAUUUUGCAAAAGUAGGUGCUUUAACUUUCAAUUUCAAUCUUUUUGAGUCUCUACUGCCUUCAAAUAACUUUGUGUUGGGUGACCUUGCACAUCACUCUUGGUUUUCAGUCUGUAAUCUGUUUAUGGCCAAUGAGAGGAGCAUGUGAUGUCAUAAGUACAUUUUGUAUGUCACCUUCCAGAUAUUCAGACUGGUUCUUAUUAAUGAAAUGAAACACUUAAAUCUAUUGUGUUUAUCUUAUCAUUCAGCAAACUUCUUCAUUAUGAUAAACUUAAUAUAUUUUUCCAUGUUUUUGUUCGUAUAACAACUAAGCUUUGCCUACGUUUCAUCACUUAUACAUUUUAAAACAUGCAAAAUUGAAAGCUUCAUCACGUUAUAUUUGGGUCCGUACAAGAACUGUAAACGUGUCAGUCAAUAGAAGCACGAACCAGCAAUCGAUGUAUUUUAGGUAAUAUUAGGCUGUUGCUGUGUUGUCAGUAUUCUUAAAUGUGCAUCUUGCGCAUGUUGUUUCAUAAAGAACUGAUCAUGUGUGAAACUUUCAGCCGGCCACAUUCAUUCGUCUACAAUGAUGUGUGUGGGCAUACACAAAACAUUCAACCUGCGUCCUUAACCAUUGAUUUCUAAACUGGUUCUGUUAAAGCAUCCCAGUCUUCCAUUCUAAGCACUAGGUUAUCAGAAAGAGUUUGAGGACUGUUCCUGGUGCAUCAUUUUACCAAAUAUCUUGUGUACGGUGUCAUGGUUUAAACAUUUUAACGUGACGUGUCAGGAAAUGAAUGUUUAUAAUAUACAGAUCACUGUGAUAUGUUUAGUACUUAAAUCUGCUGGGUUGUUUUCAACAGAGCUUCAACAGGGUUUAAAGUGCUAAAAGUGUUUGAUGGUUCCUGGAUGGGUUGAAACUGAUAAUUUCUGUAAUAAAAGCACAGCGGUCAGUACGUACUUCAGUGAUGCAAUACUCUGUCUGCAAAGCGUACCAAGCUCUUCCUGGAGAGAAGUCCUAAACCAUUGCCUCUUGUUAUAUUCAAAACUAACUGAUAAAGGCAAGCAUAUGAUCGAUGAUUUUUUUUAAAUCGUUGCCUUUUCUCUCUGUUUGGAAUACUGCAUAAAUAAAAUCUGUCUGAACUAA